CUCAUCCUCUCCUCCUCCUCCUCCUCUGCUGCCCUCCAAAGCUGCAGCACAGCGACCAUGGCCCUGGUGACUCUGCAACGCUCCCCCACCCCGAGUGCAGCAUCCUCGGCCAGCACGACCAACAGCAGCGCGGGGGAGGACUUUGGGAGUGAUGAUGACCGGAAAAACAAUCAGAGCCUCAGUGAGAGCUUCUUCAUGGUCAAAGGAGCCGCCCUCUUCCUCCAGCAGGGCGGCAGCACACAAGGACCACAGAGCACGACCCAUCACAAACAUGCAGGGGAUUUACCUCAACACCUGCAAGUCAUGUUUAAGAUCCUCCGGUCUGAGGAUCGCAUAAAGCUGGCUGUACGGUUAGAAAGCGGAUGGUCAGAGCGAGUGCGCUACAUGGUCGUUAUCUACACCAGCGGCCAUCAAGAUACAGAGGAAAAUAUUGUCCUUGGAAUGGACAUCACAGACAAAGAAAGUAAAGAUUGCUCUAUUGGGAUGGUGCUGCCUCUGUGGAGUGACACCAACAUUCAUCUAGAUGGAGACGGAGGCUUCAGUGUGAACACAGCAGGGCGGUCACAUGUCUUCAAGCCUGUAUCCGUGCAGGCCAUGUGGUCUGCCCUGCAGGUCCUUCACAAGGCAUGCGAGGUGUCACGUCGGUUCAACUACUUCCCAGGAGGCAUUGCUCUCACGUGGAUGGCCUUCUAUGAGAGCUGCAUCACCUCUGAGCAAAGCUGCAUCAAUGAGUGGAACGCUAUGACCGACUUGGAGACAACACGGCCGGACUCGCCCACCAUGUUUGUUGACAGGCCGACUGAGCGCGAGAGAACUGAGUGUCUCAUUAAAGCCAAACUACGCACCAUCAUGACGUUUCAAGACCUGGAGAACAUCACCUCCAAAGAGAUCCGUAAUGAGCUGGAGCAGCAUAUGAGCUGUAACCUCACAGAGUACAAAGAGUUCAUAGACAACGAGAUGCUGCUGAUCCUCGGUCAAAUGGACAAGGCCACACUCAUCUUUGACCAUGUUUACUUGGGCUCUGAGUGGAAUGCUUCCAACCUAGAAGAACUUCGAGACUGCGGGGUGGGUUACAUCCUGAACGUUACAAGAGAGAUUGACAACUUCUUCCCAGGAUUGUUCUCUUAUCACAACGUCCGUGUGUAUGAUGAGGAGGCCACAGACCUGCUGGCCCACUGGAACGAAACCUAUAACUUUAUUGUCAAGGCCAAGAAGAACAACUCCAAGUGCCUGGUGCACUGUAAGAUGGGGGUGAGCAGGUCUGCCUCCACAGUUAUUGCGUAUGCAAUGAAGGAGUACGGCUGGUCUCUGGAGAAGGCCUACAACUUUGUCAAGCAGAAACGGAGUAUAGCUCAGCCAAAUGCUGCCUUCAUGAGACAGCUCGCAGAAUACGAGGGGAUCCUUGACGCCAGUAAACAUCGCCACAACAAGCUGUGGAGGCCAGACACAGAUGAAGAGGGGUCAGAUGAUUUGCAAGCCUCUGGUCACAGUACAGGAGGGGAAGGGACACCGGUACUCAGAGGGGAGGAGGCCUGGGGAGGCUGUGGGGCGUCGCCCUGCAGGGGUAUGGGUCUGGAGAUGGAGCCACUCGACUCUCUUAACUACAACUAUUACUUCAGACGUCUGUCGGACUCCGCGCUAGACAGCGAGCCCUCAACCCCAGUGCGGGGCCCCCCUCUGCUGGGUAUGGAGAGAGUUUUCAUUGAGAUUGAAGACGUGGAGAGGGAUGCCCUGCUGGAGGAUGAGGGUUUCCCAAUGGCUCAUUUAGCUCUGCCAGGCGAGGGUACAGCAGCUCAAACGUGUGGGCGACUUGAUCCGAUGGAGGACAUGAGACUGAGGCUAGAGUUCAGUACUUUGGAGGAAGAGGACGAGGAAGAGGCCAAGAAAGAGGAAGCAGAGAUGGCAGCCUUGGCUCAAACACCUGGAAAUUCAGAUGGGAAGGAGGCGGAGAGAACAGAGGAAAGCCAGAUAGGCCUAGCCAACCUGAACACCAACAACAGCAACCGGCUGGCUGCCAAACGCAGCUGCCCUGCAGCUUUUGACGACAGUGCAAGCACAGGAAACCCUUUAAAAGUGAAGCCUUCAUACCAGUCCUGUAAAGACUGCCUGCGUCUACCACAAGCACGGCGGUGUGACCGUCCAGCAGGAGGCCGAUCUCAUCGCCUUAACCCCUCCCGCCACUGCACUGUCCCUUCCAUAUGCAUAGAUCCACCCGGGACACACUUUGCCUCCAGCCCAAUCCUGCACUCUCUGCAGGCUGCUGCAGUCAUCCCCCAAAACUUUGUCCAGCCCUGUAGUCACGUGUACCGCUGUGCCACCUGCAUCCCCGGUGUCCCACUAACCAUCCGACAGAAAGUUGUGUCACCCAUGAGCUGUGAUGACACUUCUUUUGACCGUAGCUCAGUGGAGACAGAGGACAUGGAGGAUCCCCAGGCACAGGAUAUAGGAAAACAGAUAUCAAGGAAGGGGAUCGGGGCAAUUCAUGAGACUACAGCAGGUGGUGCAGUGGAGCUCCAGCUGCAAAUGCCAGGACUGGGGAUGGGAUUUGGUCUGGAACUGAUGCAACAGAGGGCAGAGCAGCUGGAGAAGCUUCCAAAUUUGUCCAUGGAGGGGCAACUCUAGUGGGGCCCGUGCCUCAAUACAGGAUCACAGGGAAGGAUAAGACAGAGGAGGAGGAAGUUAAACACUGCCUCCAACAGGUUAAUUAUUCUGGCUAUGGGCUUUUUAGAUGACGGCUGUUUUGGUGCUGUACCAGAAACAAAGCUCUGCCUAGACCUGUGCCGCCUCACAGCUGCAACAGCUCUCUCUGCAUAUAGAGAGUCCUGCUAUUAUCUACUGGCAUGGAUCCAUGCGAUGCCAUUUGUUUUGACCAUGCAGGUAAGGACUGUAGACUCUGUUGUGUCCUCCACAUACAAGGAUCAUCACUCUUUCCCACAGUCUAGUGAAGAUGUUAAUCUGCCAUUUCACCCCCCAAAACACAUUUAAGAACAGAAGUGUUAUCUAAUUUCUGAAAAAGCUAUUUCUUUGAUGUUGAUGUAAAGAAAAAAAAACCUGGAGUAACAUGCUUCUGUCAGUGUACUGUUUGUUUUUAAUCCAACUCUUCAACAGUAUUUCUGAAAGAGCUCAGUGAAUGUUUGCAGAUUGGUUGCAUUCAGUAUUCCCUCAUGACACCACUGAUAACUGGUUGGUCAAUUACCUUCACUGAUAUUUUUCAUGCUGCAGCUGCUUUUGGGCAUUUCAUGUGAAUGCAUAACUGUUUUUAAAAGGAUGCAAGCAUAUGUGAGCCAUUUUGAUGCCUCUGUGUAAAGCGUCGUACCUCAGACCAUAAGCAUCUAAGACUGUUUUGGUCAAAGACUGUUUUGUUGUCUCCGCUCAGUGGCUAAGUUCACUCGACCUCCUCCGUUAAACUUAAUGUGAUCAUGUAGUUAAAGCGCUCACUUUAGCUCACGCAUGACUUGCAGUAUUAUGUAACAUAUCUACAACGUGCUUAGACAGAAAACAUAUGAAGGUCGUCAUUCUUUCCUUUUUUUAUAGUCGAAAAACUUUUGGUAUCCAGCUAAAUGUUUUAGUGUCAAAAAAGGUGCAGUGAUUCAUGACAAGAUAUUUCAAUCGGAAUGAAUUUAACCAACUGCUUUUUACCUUAAACAAUGAUACAUACAAGAAAAAACGUAGACAUCAAGUGUUAUGAUGGCGAGAAACAUUCAGAGGCUCAAGUUUCAUUUCAUUUUCUCUUCUUGGUCAGAUCACUCCUGAUGUAACAAAGCCAUAUCGUGCUGCCAAGUUCACUUAAUCACUGCAAACUCUUUUCUUUGAUACAUUUCACACACUUUUAUUUUCUGACACUGACUACAUCUGGGCUUUUUAUCAAGGGCCUCACGCUCAGUUAGCAGUUUGAUCAAAAGUUUUUAAAAAAAAGCAGGCUACCUUUCCCCUACACCCAGAAAGUUUGAAUAGUAUAGACUAU
Messenger RNA from Labrus bergylta (ballan wrasse), 3964 nucleotides. It is a transcript of the gene ssh1b, whose product is annotated as slingshot protein phosphatase 1b. Gene Ontology annotation, molecular function: protein tyrosine/serine/threonine phosphatase activity; actin binding. Gene Ontology annotation, cellular component: cytoplasm. The record is from RefSeq and is a predicted model, not a curated record. Gene Ontology annotation, biological process: actin cytoskeleton organization; protein dephosphorylation; negative regulation of actin filament polymerization. NCBI's taxonomy places the organism in Eukaryota, Metazoa, Chordata, Actinopteri, Labriformes, Labridae.